UCACAGUCGUUGUGCUUGAAUUGAAAGUAUAGUACGAGUCUACUAUAAGUCAGAUGAAUAAUGGAAUAAAUUUUUACAUGUAACGUUUCUCAACGUCACGUUUCAUUAUAUUUAAUGUAAAAACUGUACCAAUUAAACAAUUUGGAAGAUGACCAGCGUGGAUUGGGAAGAAGUUAAGAGGCUUGCCGCCGAUUUCCAGAAAGCACAGCUCACCUCAACUUUACAAAAACUUUCUGAGCGAAACUGCAUAGAGAUUAUAACAACUUUGAUAGAAAACAAGCUUUUGGAUGUUAUAUUUACCAAUGAUGGCAAAGAAUAUGUAACUCCUGAGUAUCUUGGGAAGGAAAUCAAAGAUGAGCUGUAUGUUCAUGGCGGAAAAGUUAGUUUAGUCGACCUGGCGCAAAUUCUUAAUGUAAAUUUGUCACACAUAACUAAAAUAGUAGCAGAUAUCGAAAAGCACGAUAGAGGACUGAAAGUUGUAUUGGGGCAACUCAUUGAUAAGAGUUAUAUAAAUAAAAUUGCAGAAGAAAUAAACGACAAACUUGUACAGCAUGGUUCUCUCAAUGUAGCAGAGUUGACACUUACUUAUGAUUUACCAUCAGAUUUCUUGCAAUCGGUUAUUGAGAAAGAACUUGGAAAGAUAAUACAUGCCACACAAGAUUCUCAAGAUCCUAAACUCUUUUAUACUGAAAGCUUCAUUACUAGAAAUAAAACAAAGAUUAGAGGCGCCUUGUCUGCUAUUACAAAACCUACGCCAUUAUCCGCAAUAUUAGGACAGUGUGGCGUCCCAGAAAGGAUAUUUUUCUCAAUCCUGGAUAGCUUGCAAGAAGUAAAACAAGUACCUGGUGUUGUAACUGGAAAACAGGGUGGAAAUAGCAUUUAUAUACCUACUAUAUAUUCUAAAAGUCAGAACGAGUGGGUUGAAAACUUUUACAAGCAGAACGGAUAUUUAGAAUAUGAUGCGCUCACAAGACUCGGGAUAUCAGAUCCAUCAGGUUUCGUGAAACGUCAUUUUCCAAAAGAGAACAUGAUCUUCCUAAAAUCAGUUGCUGUGGGAACAGUGGUAAUGGAUCAGGUCGAUGCCAACAUCGAAGAGAUCAUCGCAACCGGUUCCUUCGUCGAUAUUUACCCUCUUUUACCAUCUGUAUUUAGCGACGAGGACGCGGAAAUUCUCCUCAAGUUAGCUACAAAGAAAACGAAGGCUAAUGUUCAUAUAUACGCAAAGACAAUUGCGGUAUCUGAUGCAUUCUUACAAGACUUAACUAAGUCCUUGGAAACGGUAGCGGAACAAAAGGCUCGCGAAAUGGUAGCUAGCGGAAAAUGGAUUCAAUCUAUUGCUGAAAAUAGGGUAAAAUCCAAGUCGGCGGAUCCAGUGACAGAGAGUAAAGGGAGUAGUAGAAAAGAGGAACGACGGAAAAAGGCAGCUAUUGGCAAAGCGGGUGGCGGUAGCCAAGGUAGGGAAACUAAGACGAAGUCGACGAAGAAGAAAUAUCUUCAAGGAAAAAUGCAGGACAAUGAAUCUGAUGAAGACGAGACGAGACAGACCACAGUCGGAAAAGAUGAGAUUACCCUAAUAUCCGUGCAGGAUGUGAGAGCGGAAAUUAUAAAGGAUGAGAACAUAUCCGCGAUCGAAGAAUUCGUAGACGAAUUGGCGCAUCAAUUGCAACAGAAACUGAACAAGACUGCGUUAUCAUUAGCAGAGCAGUUGGCGCAACAAGACAACAGAACUACAAAUCUGAGUGAAAUCAGCGAGCGCCUGAAUGUUCUGAUAACGAAUAUUCGAAUAUUUAACAAAGGCAUCAAGCAUUUAAACGAGACGGAUCAAGGUCUGCUAGCUAAAUAUCUGUUGAAGUCUCUAGGCAUUGAUUUUGUAACAAGUGUAUUCAAAUUAGCCGCUCAACAGAAUAUGCUGCAAGUAGCAGAAAAUCUUACCACAGAGACGAGGCAAAAAUUAUUGCUUGAAUUACCUGCAGAUGUGAAGGAACCGCUAAGCGCUGUCCAUAAAACGGUGAUGUCGCAUUCGGUGGAGGAUUUUCUGAACACUGUCGACGGAGCGAUGGCAGCUUGUUCUUUGGUUCUGAAGAAGUAUGAUAAGAAGAAGGAACGGCCGCAGGUGCACGCUCAUACGGAAGCUUUGUUGGAGAAGUUGAACGCAACGCAAGAUCCCGCGUUGGCAUUGCAUCUGGCCACAAGCGUGCUUUUCACUGGUGUCACGCAAAACGCCUUGUACAUGUCCGGCAAACACGUAGCAAAUGUUCUUGCCUUCCUAGAAAAGCAGUUAGAACCUGAUACAAUGACAACUCUUUUUAGAUACUAUGAUUUAGUAGUUCGUUUACUAGGAUCUCGUAAUACGGAUAAUCAAGAAGAGGUUUCCAACCGCUUGGAUCAGGAAGAAGUUUCCAAGCGCUUGGAAGAAGGAUUGAUGGAUAUAAAAAGCAUUGCCAAUAAUUUCAAGCAACACAUGAGAACGGACAAGUCUUGAGAGGGAUUACGCAAUAGAAUUAAAUAAUAACAUCACAUUAUAACAUAAAUAAUGUAAAAUAGCUUCAUGUUAUAUAGGUAUUUGUUAUA
This is a messenger RNA of Linepithema humile (Argentine ant), 2571 nucleotides long. RefSeq names its product UFM1 specific ligase 1 (gene Ufl1). Gene Ontology annotation, cellular component: endoplasmic reticulum membrane. Lineage: Eukaryota; Metazoa; Arthropoda; Insecta; Hymenoptera; Formicidae. Gene Ontology annotation, molecular function: UFM1 ligase activity. Gene Ontology annotation, biological process: protein K69-linked ufmylation; regulation of proteasomal ubiquitin-dependent protein catabolic process; response to endoplasmic reticulum stress. The record is from RefSeq and is a predicted model, not a curated record.